Meyerozyma guilliermondii ATCC 6260 is the source of this 1353-nucleotide messenger RNA. It is a transcript of the gene PGA4, whose product is annotated as 1,3-beta-glucanosyltransferase. Gene Ontology annotation, biological process: fungal-type cell wall (1->3)-beta-D-glucan biosynthetic process. Gene Ontology annotation, molecular function: 1,3-beta-glucanosyltransferase activity. The record is from RefSeq and is a predicted model, not a curated record. Lineage: Eukaryota; Fungi; Ascomycota; Pichiomycetes; Serinales; Debaryomycetaceae. The transcript has a single exon. Gene Ontology annotation, cellular component: cytoplasm; fungal-type cell wall. The coding region runs from base 1 to 1353 and encodes 450 amino acids.
AUGAAACUUUCAAACCUCGUCGGUCUUGCCUUGUCUGCUGUGUCCUGUUUGGCCUUGGAUCCAGUGGAAGUUAAAGGUAAUGCUUUCUUUGUCAAAGAUUCGAGAUUUUAUAUUAGGGGUCUUGAUUACCAGCCCGGUGGAUCUUCCACCUUGAUCGAUCCUUUGGCCAACCCAGAUACUUGUGAGCGUGAUAUCAAGUAUUUCAAGGAAUUGGGAAUCAAUACCAUCAGAAUUUACUCCAUCGACAACACUGCCGAUCACGAUGAAUGUAUGGAAAAGUUGGCGGAUGCUGGUAUUUACGUUAUUUUCGAUGUCAACAUUCCUAACGCUUCCAUUGCCAGAGACGACGCCAAGUGCUCGUACAACACCAUGUACUUGAACGAAGUUCUUGCUACCGUGCUCAAAAUGGCCAAAUACGACAACACUUUGGGUUACUUCGCUGCCAACGAAGUCAUCAAUGACGAGGACAGCACCAAGGCUGCCAGCUAUGUCAAGGCGGUGGUCAGAGACAUGAAGACAUUUAUCAAGAACAGAAAGAUUAGAGCUAUUCCAGUGGGUUACUCUGCUGCCGAUGUUGCCGAGAACAGAUUGGAAACCGCCAUGUACUUCAACUGUGGUGACGACGAAAUGGCUCGUGUGGAUAUGUUCGGUUUCAACGACUACUCGUGGUGUGGAAAAUCCUCGUUCAAAACCUCCGGUUAUGACGAAAAAGUGAAGGAUUACUCCAAUUAUUCUGUGCCACUCUUCUUCUCUGAAUACGGCUGUAACAAGGUUACUCCAAGACCAUUCACCGAAGUUGAAUCUCUUUACUCCACUGAUAUGACCGGAGUCUUUUCUGGAGGAUUGGUUUACGAGUACUCCGAAGAAGCUAACAAGUAUGGUUUAGUCAAGAUCUCAAGUGACAACAAAACCGUUACUCCAAAUGACGAUUUCGACAACUUGAAGUCCGAAUUCUCGAAGACUCUGAACCCAAGUGGUGAUGGUUCGUUCCAAGAAGACUUACCCCACAACAACUGUCCACCCCAAUCUGAUAAGUGGGAGGCUUCCAACAAGAUUCCAGACACUCCAAAAGGUGCCUUGAAGUACAUCAAGGGUGUUGAAGACCCUAAGGGUAACGGUUUUGAUGCUAGCACUCAAUGGGCUUGUGUUGCAAAGGGUAAUGACGAUGAUGACAGUGGAGAUAAGAGCACUAGAACUGGAGCAGGUUCUUCUGCAACCAAAGCCUCCGGUUCUCAAAGCUCUGGUGGAUCUUCCAGCAGCUCGUCAUCAUCCAAAAAGGGUGAUGCCGUUGUCGCUUCUGCUUCUGGUGCUUUGAUCUCCCUCGCCUUGGCUGUGGGUGCCUUCAUCAUUUAG